AUGAGUUUCAAGAUAAUAUAACCUAAAUCGCCUUUCAAGUAAAGGUCUGUAUCACCUAAUUAGAAGAAAAACUAAUAAAAAAUAGCUAAUUUUGAAAACUCAUUUUAUGGUGAGACAAGUGAUUAUCAAAAUUUUAAAAUGAGUAGAAUCUUAGAUAAUUAAACUCAUUUAAUUUAACCUGAACCAUUAAGCAAUAUAAAGGAAAUAGCUAGGGAUAUAUUAGAUCUGGCGCAAAAUCACUAGGAUGAUUCUUAUGAAAAAAAUUUAAAAUCAUCUAAAUAGAUUGAUCCUCUUGAUACAGUUAACAGGCUGCUGAAUGCUGAAUAUAAAAAGAAGGAAAAAAUACUAAAUAAAUAGAUAAACGUUUAUAUGGAUGAAUUAGCAGAGAUGUAAAGUGGCGUAAAGAUAAAUCCUAAAUCAGAACAUAUCCUAAGAAACAAGAAUUACUAACCUAUUCACUUAAGGACUGAAGAGGUGAUUUAAUAAAAAUAGGAAAAAUUAUAUAAAUUAUAUUAGCAAUAUUAAGAAGAAAAAGAGUUGAAAGAUCCUUAACCCUCUUUCACUCCAAAUCUUGAAAAACAUAAUCAAAUACAUAAGAGAACCUUUUAAGAAUUUAUAUCAGACAUGGACAACUGGAUUGAAAAGAAGAAUAAAAAUAAACAAGUUAACACAUAUCAAGUUAUAUCUUAGUAGAUGGAAAAAACCACUUUUAAGCCUAAAAUAAAUAAAAAAUCUUUAUAAAUUUUGAAAGAAAAGAAUAAAAACUAAGAAAAUUUAGACCUAGCAGCAAGAAUGGAGAUUAAAAGCAAAGAGUAUGAGCAAAACAAGAAAUAAUUAGAAAUGCAAAUUAAAUAAAAAUACUCUUACACUCCUUAAAUUAAUUAAAAAUCCAAAAGAAUGGCAAGUCGUUCUUAAAAUAAAAGAAAUUUUAAAGAUGGAACUGCUGCAUCAAACUCAAAAUCUCCUCCUAAAUCGAAAAAUUUUGUUAUAGAAAUGCCACAUAAUAAAAAUUUAGAUACUUCACCAAGAACUUUAGUAAAAUCUCAUAGUUCAAUUUCUAUAAGACAAAAUCAAAGUUCAAUAAGACCUUCUUUAAAAAAUGAUAUCUAAAACAGUAACAAUAAGCUGUAGCAAUAAGAAAAUAUUAGUUUUCAAAGAUAGUCUUCGUUCGAUUAGCUAAAACCAAAUCAAAGUUAUUCUAAUGAUUUCAGGGUAGAUGAAAUUGCCAAUAAUCGAGAAGAAAUAUUGAAAAAACUCAGUGAUUAUGAUAAAUUUAAAUAAUAUGCAGAUAAUAAGCUUGUUUAGAGUUAAUCAGCAAGAAAUGAAGAAAAUGUUAGAUAGCAAUAGUAAAUCAGAGAAAGAAUUUAAUAAUAAAACAACAAUUUCAACAAAGUAUAAUUUUUGGAAACUGUUUAGCAAUAUAAUGUUUCUAAAGACUCAGAUUUGAGUUCAAAUCAUAUGAAUUAAUAGAGGUCAGUUUCACCUUUCUAAAAUAAUAGUGCAUUGCAUAGCAAUCAGUCUUCUUAUUUUCAUACAAGAAAGAAAUCUCAUAGUAGAUCAAUAUCACCUAAUCAAAAUCACUAACAAUAAGUUAGUAAAUACAGCUAAAAAAUGACAUUAUCUCCAAGUAAAAAUUCCUAAACUCGAUCUUUAUAGCUAUAAGACAGCUAAAGACAAUCAAACAAUUAUGCAUUAUCAUCAAAGGACAGUGUCAAUUAAGUUUUAUAUCACCCAAAUUUGGAUUUUAUUAUUGGAAUACUCUCUAAAAAAGAAAAGAUAAAUAAAUGA
This is a messenger RNA of Tetrahymena thermophila SB210, 1788 nucleotides long. RefSeq lists its product as hypothetical. The record is from RefSeq and is a predicted model, not a curated record. The transcript is spliced from 4 exons. NCBI's taxonomy places the organism in Eukaryota, Ciliophora, Oligohymenophorea, Hymenostomatida, Tetrahymenidae.